Podarcis lilfordi (Lilford's wall lizard) is the source of this 3369-nucleotide messenger RNA. The record is from the annotation of a GenBank genome assembly. Lineage: Eukaryota; Metazoa; Chordata; Lepidosauria; Squamata; Lacertidae.
AUGUUGGGUGUCAGCGUCCGCCGGUUCGCCACCUCGGCCAUUCGCCGUUCGCAUUAUGAGGAGGGGCCUGGAAAGGUAGGACGGGGCAGGGGAGGUUAGGGGCUCCCCCCACCCCGCAAUUUCCUCCCUUGGCCUGGCCGGGCCGGGCCCAGGGGAGCUUCCCGGCAGGUAUCUGCCCGCCAUGCUGGGGCAUUUGCGCCUCUUGGGGUCUCGGGGGUGCUUCUUGGUUGGCGCUUGGGCUUGAGGAGGCGGGGGGGGUCCUUGAGGGAGGGGUGCUGAUUCCCGCCCCCUUCCAUCCCAAUCUCUCUGGCGAAGCAAUUAUUUUUCAUUCGUUUUCUCCGAGGUCAUAUAGCAAUCCGUUCCCCAGCCGUUGCUCUUCCACUAGGACCUUGCUUCGCCCUACAGCUGCUUACAACAAAAACACAUUUAUUAUUAUUAUUAUUAAAUGUAUGUUGUUUAUACCUCUCCCAUUUGACUGAACCUAACCCUGAAGUACAGGGCAGGCGAUUGGCAGCGGCGACCUCCCCCCCCCCCGAAAAAAAGAAAGAAAGCUAAACAACUGAAGAGUAGUCGCUCAAAAAAAAGAAAAGAAAAGAAAAAGCUCAACAGUAACUACCCCCUAAAAAGAAAGCUCAACAACUGAAAACUGAUCCCUCCCCCCCAAAAAAGCUCAAAAGCUUCGGCUAACAUCCCUCUAAAAAUCUGAACAACUGACGGGCAAUCUCUGCAAAAAAAAAAAAAAAAGCCCAUUUUAAGAAAUACUGAUUUCUUAAUUUGGGGUUAAAAAAAAAUAGGAGUAAUCCUAUAUGUGGGGGCAGAAUUACAAGGAAAUUUUUUCCCAGUAGGGAAAAUGGCUCCAUGUAGGCUACGGGCUGCAGCCUUCAGUGUAUGAGGGAAAUACAUUGUACAAAAUGGGAGGUAUGCUAGCGUGGAUCGAAAGCAGUGGUUCCCAGUCGGUGGUCCUCGGACCCCAGAGGGUCCAUGGUACCAUUCACAUAACAAUAACUACAACAGGGAUAUCAAAAAUUUCAAAAGUAGGGCGUCUGUGGCUUGGCUUUUGAAAAACGGGGUCUGCAGUGCUUAGCUAAUAUGAAACCACUGGUCUAAAGGGCUACUUUAGCUGGGAUUACUGGAAACGCCUUGAAAAUCUCAUUGGUUUCAAAAUAGUACUGCAGUUUAUCACAGGGGAGAAGGCUAUGGGUUGAGAAACUUCCAACAGAAGGUUCCACUGGUGCACCUAACUGAUUAGAUUGAUCAUAGAAUUGAAGAGUUGAAAGGUACAGCAAAGUUCAUUCAGUCCAACUCUCUCCCAUGCAAGAAUUAUUUUCCUAACAUGGAGCUCAAACCCACAACCCUGAGUCUCAUGCUCUACCAACUGAGCUAUAUUAGAUCCCAUCUAUAGACAUUGAACUCAGUGGAUCGCUUUGUGGGCUUUAAGCACUGACAUAGUACAAUAUUCUUGCUAAUGCAACAUAAUUCUCUCUCCUUGGCUGCUAAGUUUCCAGUGGUACAAAUGAUGAGAACAUAACAGUAUGAAUAAUGAUGAUACUGUAAACGCUUUCUGAUGUACCUAGUCCUCUUCGUGAAUUCCAUUAAAGAAGAAGUUGCCAGAAGAUCAUUUGAGAGGGAAGCAAAAUGGUGAUAUUGCAAUAAUGCCAUGAAAAUACAAUUAGAUCAUGAUCUUACCUAUGAUUAAUCACUGUUUACGCCUUUAUACUCUUUUAAGAGUCAAGCAGAUGAAUACCCUGAUUGAAGCCUGGCUCAAAUUGUACAUGAAGUCUUCCCAUAUGCAGGGCAAAAAUCUUUCAUGGUACCAACACUGCCACAUUUUAAAAAUAUGGCUAAAUGCACAUUGAGUACAGUUAAAUGAUAAUGAUUGGGAUCAGAGCAAUUAAGUCUUUAAUUUCCUUCACUUCUUCUAGGACUUGGCUAAAUUAGCUUUUGCACAUAUUAAUAACUUGGUACCACUGCUAUAAAAGAACUUCAAAAUUCUUGUUUCUCCAGAACCUCCCUUUUUCUGUGGAAAACAAAUGGCGAUUAUUGGCAAUGAUGGCAGCCUUCUUUGGAAGUGGAUUUGCUGCUCCUUUUAUUGUAGUAAGGCACCAGCUGCUCAAGAAGUGAACAUACAAUAUUGGGUAAUUACUACUAUUUGUCUUACAUCUCUCUAAGUUUGUUAUUGUGUGCCAGUGGAUUACUUGGAUUGUCACAGAACUAUACAUACACUACGAAUUUUUAUUUUAAUACUAAAUGUUUGAUUGCUGGUGAAGAAAUACAAAUACUAAUGUGUUAGUCUUUGAGUGGUAGGCACUAUUCCUGUGAGUAGUUAAAAUUCUGGGUACUGCAGGUAGAGCAAGUUGCACACAUAUAAAUUGCCUUUGAUUAAAUGCAGAUUUGAAUGGGCAUCAAAAAUAUUAAGGUGGGAGCCCUCAUUUAAAGGCACUAGCAAAAUAUUUAAGCUUGUCAACUUCAUAGCAGUUUGAUCUCUGCUGUUGAGCUGAAAGAAGGAAAAGUACUUAAGUGAAAGGUGUUGCACCUUUGCCUUUACAGCUAGAUCCUGAACCAGCUCUCUACCAUUAUGUACCAGUGAUGGGCCUGAUAUGUGCACCUUCACUGGGAACUGGCGUAGUAUAGUGGCAUUCUUACCUGUUUCCCCAUACUCUCCACCACCUUCUGUGCUGGUCAUCAUGGAUGGCAGGUUUGUAGAUGCAGCAGCGGCUAUGCCAUUUCUUAAGCCCCACUGUUGCUGGCUAGGGGUUUGGAAUGCCCUCCCCUCCAAUUGUUUAAAGUAUAACACCUACACAAAAUAGUUUAAAAGCUCUUCAGAACACAAUAAAGGCAUUUCAAGAUUGUGGCAUAUAUAAUAAUAAAAGGAACUUCUAUAAAACAAGAGCAGCGGCAUGGGUCAUUGUUGGACCAUCUGCAUGCACAGGAUCUUGGAUCCAGCCUUCAGAAUUUCCAGUUGAAAUGAUAUUGAUUAGCAAUUAAUGGGAAAGAUCUCUUCCUGGAAUUUGGCAAACUGCGGUUAGUCAGGGAAGACAGUAGUGGACCAGAUGGAUAAGUAUUCUAGUAUAAAACAGUUUCCAAUGUCCACAUCAGAUCUAAUUUCACAGUGUUCAGUGAAAUGUUAAUGCAUAAGUCUGAUCUGUAUGUGAUGAUGCCUUUGGAGUAUACUUCGCAAUUUGAUUUGAUUUAAUUCACUGUAAGGAAUUUAAUUCAUUUGUAAGGAAGGGAUUUCUGUCUGUUAGCCUGACUUAUUUAUUUCUCUUUCAGAAUGAAGAUGGAAGUUUAUCUAGAGUACAACUUUCUUUUCUGAAAGAAAGCAUACAACUAAGACUAAUCACACUGGAUGUGUUUGUAAAUAAAAAUUAA